UGCUGUGGGUGGUGCAGGAAAGUCGCACUCUUCGAAGAACAAUCUGUUGGGUCCAGAGAACUGGUGGUCCCCUUCAGCCCUGGGGAGAAAAGGGGGCGCAUUCAGAGCCUCCCUUUGCUGGAGUAGGGAAAGAUCUUGAAAUACCCACAGCUUGAGCAGAUUACCAUAAACAUUUAGAUUCAGGGUGGCCCUGAUUUCUGCAGUGAAUUUCUCCUGAACAAGCUGCAACUCUCCUGUGAGGACCUCCUAGCAGAGAUGGCCUUGGCUGAUCUUCACUACACCACAGGCAUCAGCAGUGGAUUCAAGGUCUACAUCUUGGAAGGUCAAUCGUCUUUUGAGAACGAGCCGAGGUUCCCCCGCUUCCCAGCCCAUCGGCUGCCCGUCUAUGCGAUCAAACGCAAGCCCAGUGUGGAUGUGAGAAGCCCCGAACGAAGCUUGCAUGGGCAGAGGGCGUCGAAAGUCAAGCGAUCGACCUGCGGGCCUGUGGCAGCCUCCCUGGAACAGAGGGUUCCUCCUGCUGCACAGAUCCCGAUUGCUGUUCCCUGUGUCACCACAUCCAGACCUGAGCCUUGCAGAGACUCUCGAGCGCUUCACCCAUCCUGCCCAUAUAAAUGUCCCCUGAGGAAGCCCCUCCUGGAUCCAGCCCCCACUGUCUCCCAGUUGCAGCAGAUGCGGCCUUCCGUUAUCACCUGCGCCCCCCGCCGGAGCCGCCCCCAGAACCCUGAAAUCACCAGCCCUGCAAUCUCCCCAUCAGACCACAGGACCAUGAGCUCUGAUCCUGCCCCCUCACAGAGGCUCCAUGCAUGGACCACAGGCUUUGUGGGGCCUUCAGCACAAGUCAGCAGAGAAGCAUCUCCCAAGCAAAGAAUCCAGGCUGCAGACAAGAAUCCCACCCCCACCCCCAGCGCUUGAAGCUCUUUGGCUUUGACAUUGCAGGUUCCCCCCACACACACACUGUGUCCCUAUUGUCCAGCAAUGAGGAAUCCUCCAGAUGUUGCUGCACUCCCCAUUCCCAUCAGCCUCAGGCAGGGGAGCCAGCAGAGAGAGACAAUGGCAGCUGCAGUUCAUCAACAUCUGGAGGGCUACAGGUUCCCUGCCCAUCUGUAUUGGCUAUCCUUGGACCCCUAAGUCCCACCCCAUCCCUUUUUAUGGCCUAGUAGCUGUCCAUGUUCCUACACCAUGUCCUGGGCUCACUGCCCUCCUUCCCUACACCUUGUGUUCUUAUUCCCCUUCUAGCCCUACAAAUUGAACUGCCUUUCCUGUCUUCAAACCCAUUUAUGUGAAAACCCCGCUGGUUCCAAUGGAACUGACUUCUAAGCCAGCAUGCUCCUUUAACACAAGAAUUGCUUCCAGGCAUAUCCUUUCGGCUUUGGCCCAGCCACUUCAUCAGCUCUGAAUCUACUUGUACUUGUCCUCCGCUCUUCCUCAGUAGCAUGUGGAUGCCUUCUGACCUGAGGGGCUCAUCUUCCAGCGUCAUAACUUUUAUAUGCCUGUUGUCUUUGUCCAUGGAGAAUUCCAGCCUACGAUUAUCUACAUACAUGCAUGAUGCCGCUCUGGUUCCACUGACAGAGGAACCAAACCUAAGACAAAAUAUGGAACCUUUCCUAAGUGGGACUCAGCCCUGAAAGUAGAGGAGAGCCAUUUUUAAAAACACACCAUUUUAUAUUUCUCUAAUUCAUGAGUGUCAAUAAAGUAGCGUUGAACUGUG
Molecule: messenger RNA, 1708 nt
Organism: Zootoca vivipara (common lizard)
Lineage: Eukaryota; Metazoa; Chordata; Lepidosauria; Squamata; Lacertidae
Biological process (GO): regulation of DNA-templated transcription
Source: RefSeq, a predicted model, not a curated record